GACAGUCAUAUGACAUGUAGAUAUUUUUACUCUCAAUUAAUAGUAAGAAAACUAAGAAUCAGAGACCUUGAAUAACCAGAUUAAGACUACCAGGCCAGUUAGUGGCUGGGUCAGAUUUUAGAGCUUUGGAAACCAGUUAAGCUCAUUGAAGGUCCCAGGGCUAACGUUAAGCUGGGGCGGCCCACUAGCAAUUGCUGAAGUUUAACUCAGUUUAUUCUAGAGACAACCCUUUCCCAGAGUCCAGAGAUCACCUAGCGGCCCAGUUUAAAGUCACCAGAAACUCAGGCCCCGCCUCUUCGGCCGGCGCAGGCGUUUUUCCUCCCGCCGCCGUUCGGCGGAACUCCACCCCUGCUCUGUGGCCUUCGCGGCGGCCUUCAUUCGCCUGCGACCGUGUCGCCGUGACUGACGUCACGGGCAUCGGCCCUCCCCAUUGGCCCAUUUCAAUAGUCGCGGGAUACUUGAACUGCACGAACAGCCGCCGCUCCGGCGGGCUGCUCGCUACAUCUUGGGGGCGUCUUUAGCCCUCCACGCCCGAGAGUUCCUGCCUACGCCUUUCACAACCUCUUCGGAACUGCGCGAUCCCGAGAGCAGGCUGGCCCAGGCUGUGGCGGCUGGCUACGAUUGGAGCAUUUCUCGGUGGGGUCGGCGGGACGGAGUACACGCUGCUUGGCGCCGCUGGCUGAUCCCGCCGCAACCCCGGGAGCAGUGAUGUUGGGCAGCUCCGAGUCCGGUCCUGCGACCCGCGAGGCGGGCUCAUCGCUGCUAACAUUGCAGCAUACGGCGCUCCAAGAGGACCAGGAGAACAUCAACCCUGAGAAGGCGGUGCCCGCCCAGCAGCCACGGACCCGGGCGGGGCUGGCGGUACUGAAGGCCGGGAACCCGCGCGUUCCAGCGCCGCAGCAGAGGCCCAAAACACGACGGGUUGCUCCUCUUAAGGAUCUUCCUGUAAAUGAUGAACAUGUCACUGUUCCUCCCUGGAAAGCAAACAGUAAACAGCCUGCAUUUACCAUUCAUGUGGAUGAAGCAGAACAAGAGACUCAGAAGAGGCCAGCUGAAUCUAAAAAAACAGAACAUGAAAAUGUACUGGCUUUUAAUUCAGCUAUUACUUUACCUGGACCAAGAAAACCACUGGUACCUCUUGAUUAUCCAAUGGAUGGUAGUUUUGAGUCACCGCAUACUAUGGAUAUUUCAAUUGUGUUAGAAGAUGAAAAGCCAUUGAGUGUCAAUGAAGUCCCAGACUACCAUGAGGACAUUCACACAUACCUUAGGGAAAUGGAGGUAAAAUGUAAGCCUAAAGUGGGUUACAUGAAGAAACAGCCAGACAUCACUAACAGUAUGAGGGCUAUCCUUGUGGACUGGUUAGUUGAAGUAGGAGAAGAAUAUAAACUACAGAAUGAGACCCUGCACUUGGCUGUGAACUACAUUGAUCGGUUCCUUUCAUCGAUGUCUGUGUUGAGAGGAAAGCUUCAGCUUGUGGGCACUGCUGCUAUGCUGUUGGCCUCAAAGUUUGAAGAAAUAUACCCCCCAGAAGUAGCAGAGUUUGUGUACAUUACAGAUGAUACCUAUACCAAGAAACAGGUCCUGAGAAUGGAGCACCUAGUUUUGAAAGUGCUUGCUUUUGAUCUAGCUGCACCAACAGUAAAUCAGUUUCUUACUCAAUACUUUCUGCACCAGCAUUCUGCCAACUGCAAAGUUGAAAGUUUAGCAAUGUUUUUGGGAGAAUUAAGUCUCAUAGAUGCUGACCCUUAUCUAAAGUAUCUGCCAUCAGUUAUAGCUGCAGCAGCUUUUCAUUUAGCACUCUACACAGUCACAGGACAGAGCUGGCCUGAAUCUUUAGUUCAAAAGACUGGAUAUACCUUGGAAAGUCUUAAGCCUUGUCUCAUGGACCUUCACCAGACCUACCUCAGAGCACCACAGCAUGCACAACAGUCAAUAAGAGAAAAAUAUAAAAGUUCAAAGUAUCAUGGUGUUUCUCUCCUCAACCCACCAGAGACACUAAAUGUGUAACAGUGAAAGACUGCUUUUGUUUUCUAAAAUGUAAAUCAAAGUAUAUGAUGUACAGUUUUUGUAAGGUUUUAAUUUUACAAUCAUUUCUGAAUAGCGUUAUGGUCAAGUACAAAUUAUGGUAUCUAUUACUUUUUAAAUGGUUUUAAUUUGUAUAUCUUUUGUACAUGUAACUAUCUUAGAUAUUUGGCUAAUUUUAAGUGGUUUUGUUAAAGUAUUAAUAAUGCCAGCUGUCAGCACAGUAAGAAUAAGAACUAAUAAAUGGAUUUGGAAAAUUUGGUUUUUGUAAGUCAAAUCUGAUUUGACUUUAUGAUAUCACUCUGAAGAAUUAUUUUGAUUUACUGUAGAAGGGAACUGGGAAGGCUUCUCCUGAAAUUGAAAAAUAGUUUUACGAAAACAGAUAAAAGUUUGAGCAUUCAUUUUUCUUAAGGAACUGGAUCAAUUUGGUGACUUGAGCAUAAUCUAAGCAUAUGUGGAAUAAAUCUAUACUUAUUUAUCAGUUGUGAUGAUCCUGAGAAUCUUUCAGCCCUUUAUACACACUAUGAAAAUGCUGUUUCAUUCCUCCUCCACUUUUCCACUUUACUGAAGUGACAAUUAUUUAAAACCCACUAAGUUGUUCAGAGGUUUAUUUUAAAGGACAAUGUAAAAAAUCAUAUAAAGAAUCGACUAGAUUUUAUAAUGGAUUUGUGAAUAGAAAAAUACUCAAGUUAUGAGCACUGAAUAAAUAUCCUUUUAAUAGUUAUAUACACAAAUAUACAACUAUGUGAGCUUCAAUUAGCAGCUCUCUUCUUUUUUCUUUUUCUCACUGGCUUUUUACUUGGUGCUUCUUGUUUUGCACUGAUGGUCUGUGUUCUGUGAAUAAAAUAAAUUAAAGUUACUAACAGUAUUAGCACUAUAAAGCCGAUACAAUGGAUGGUUUACCAGACUUACACCAUUUUGCUCGUUCUAAGUCUGGACUACCAAAAUGGGAGACCUUUUUUUUUUUUUCCCCAGGAGAAUAUAUAACAUUUGCCAACUAAGAAUAAAAUCCAGUGACCUUAAAAGGCCAUCUAUACAGUUUUAUAGAAUUAGAUCCUGUUGUUAAAUCUCAGUUUGAAGAAACCAAGAAGGAAGAGCUGGAUUUCAAAAAAAAAAAAGGGGAGGGGGGGUGUGUGUGUCUUUGGUUAUAGUAGGAUAAGAUGAGAAUAAAACCAGAGAAGUCUUGAGUUAUGUGUGUACAUUUGAAAUAAACCAUAACUUUGUUACCUUA
Molecule: messenger RNA, 3253 nt
Organism: Lutra lutra (Eurasian river otter)
Lineage: Eukaryota; Metazoa; Chordata; Mammalia; Carnivora; Mustelidae
Gene: CCNA2
Product: cyclin A2
Exons: 8
Coding region: 709-2007 (432 amino acids)
Biological process (GO): mitotic cell cycle phase transition; regulation of cyclin-dependent protein serine/threonine kinase activity
Cellular component (GO): cyclin A2-CDK2 complex; nucleus; cytoplasm
Molecular function (GO): cyclin-dependent protein serine/threonine kinase regulator activity
Source: RefSeq, a predicted model, not a curated record